Miniopterus natalensis is the source of this 914-nucleotide messenger RNA. Lineage: Eukaryota; Metazoa; Chordata; Mammalia; Chiroptera; Miniopteridae. The record is from RefSeq and is a predicted model, not a curated record.
AUGAACGAGCCUGCGGCAGAAAAGCUGCGAACUCAAGUGACCCGGAGGACUCAAAGGGCAGGCCCAGGACGGGAGUGGGUGCUGACAGCGCGUCUGCUAACCGCUGGUAUUUUGGCUUUCCAGGUAAACGAUCCCGACGCAGAACUCUGGGUGGUUGUGUAUGUGAUUCCUGCAGUGCUGACCUUGCUUGUUGGACUCAAUCCUCUUGUCACAGGUAACCUUAUCUGGAGGUGUGUGUCUGCAGUACACACGUUCUGUUGCAUGGUGUGGGCUGCCAUCCUGGCGUACUACCUGCUGUCUCACACACAAGGGAACAUCUUACACGAGGAAGAAGGCAGGGAGCUGUCUGGUCUGAUGAUUAUCACAGCAUGGAUGACUCUGUGCCACAGUUCAUCAAAGAAUCCAGUUGGUGGAAGAAUUCAGUUGGCUAUUGCCACUAUAAUUGCUCUUUUCCCAUUUAUGGCAUGGGUGUACAUAUAUAUUAACAAGGAGAUGCGUUCCUCCUGGCCAACUCACUGCAAGACAGUAAUUUAAAUGAAGAAUCCUGUUCUCAGAAUGAGAAAUCUCAAUUUUUUAUAAGCAUAGAUUUUAUUUUUUUAAUCCUAAGAACUUGUUAAGGCUGACUACAAUACAAGAUAGGGUUGGAUGGAACUAGUAAGAGACAGAGUCUGACAUUCUAUUGCAUCAUAGUAUAGUAGAAAAGGCAGUUGAGAAAAGGUUAAGAAAUAUGAAUUCUAACUUAGCUUCCUCACUAUCUAUGUGACUUGGGCAAAUAAAGAAAACCUCCUGGUGGAUAUUUCUUUAUCUGUAAAACAAGAUUAACACUAGAUCUACUUACACAGUUGGGAGGAUUAAACUAGAUUAUAUGAGAGCACUCUGGAAAUAUAAAGUGCUUACAAAGGGCUACACAUGAU